AUGGCCCAGUGCACGCGCUCUGCAGCACGGAUCUGCUCAGAAGUCCUGCAGGGUGCGGGCUCGCCCCCAGGUGAGUUGCACCUGGCAGGUGGGAGACGUGCUUCCUGGGCGUUGCAGACCGCGCUGCAGCCUGGAGGCUCGAAUGGUCUCAUCGGACACACAGAGCUGGGGGCUCGCCUUGCUCCGGAUAUGGGCGUGGGAGGGUCGGGGCGGUGUCACGGUCUCCCGGGACCCCCCCCCCCCAAAGCAAGGCAGGCGACACCUGUGAGUCCCAGGCAGGAGCCGUCCGGCGCAGAGACCCGCUCCCCCCACCACCGCCCUUCACACACUGCCUGCAAUCCCCCACCCCCACCUUUGCGCCGGCAUAUGCGCGCGCCCGCCACACCCCCCGUCCCCCCCACCGCCCAGCAGCCCGCGCCGCCCGCUACCCCAGCCCGCUCCCGCGCUGUUCCCCCGCCCGCCGCUCUCCAGGGCGGAGUUUCCUCCUCUGCUCAUUGUUCGCGGCCCAGCGCCCGCCCAGCUCUGCCCUGCCCGGCCCCGCGGCCGCCAGCGGGAGGGGGCGGGGGCCGGCGCGGACAGGACGGGAGUCUCCGCAGCCGCCCGCCUAGCCGCAGCAGCGCAGACACCGCCCGCGACGCAACCGCCCGCGACUCCGGUACCGCCUGGCUCCGAGCCCCAGCCAGCUCUGCGGCAGCGGCCGCGAGAAGGGGCCACCAGCGCGCGACUCGGGAGCACCGGGUCACCGCCCGGCCGCCGCAGCCACCGCCAGGCCUCCGCGAGCGGCGCCCACGCUCUCGCCGCCCGGGCUCUCGGAGCCUCAGCCAACCUCUCAGCCACCUGCUCUGGGCCCGGGGCCAGGACAAGAUGCGCUCCGCACUGGCCCUUUCGGCGCUGCUGCUGCUGCUGCCGCCGCUGCCGUCGCUCUCCCAGAGUGAUGUGGACCCCAAGACCAGCGUAAUACCUACAAGCACAAGCAAGCCAGGAUCAAAUGCCAUAUCCAGGAACCCAGUGACGACUUCAGCUCCUCCAGCCCAGCAAAACCCAUCUACACUUGCACCAUCCAGUGGCUCCAGCGUCACCACUCCCGCUCCAGGCGUCCAGAAGGAUGUUCAAGGUUCAAACCAGAACACUCCAUCCACAUCAGCAAUUGUCCCAACUGUCUUGAUGAAGCCAGGAACCACGACCAGCCCAGAAGGAAAUAACACAGAUCCCUCUGGAACCCAAAGUAACCCCAGUGUCACUACAAACAUCAUGACCACUAAGGGAGGAAGUCAGACGAGCCCUCAAACGCCACCUGCGAUUACCACUGUCCACAUGUCUCCUGCUGUCUCUUCCCAGAAUACCAUAGCAGGCACUCAGCAGGUGCCUUUGAGUCCCAGUGCUCCGAACACCCCAGGGAGCCCACCCAAGGGGCCCAGCAGCGUGACUGCAUCUUCACGUAGUCCUGGCAUGAUGACAGGUCACACCACAUCUCAGCAGACAACUGAUACACUGACUACAACACCAAUGGUUGCCACAGGCGGAAAAGAACAUACCUGCAACGAGAUCCCAGCUGUCAGUGGGAACUCUUCCUCCAUCCCUGGGGCCUCUCCUUCCGUCACUGGGGCCUCUCCCUCCGUCACUGGGGCCUCUCCCUUGGUCCCUGGGACCUCUCGGUCUGACACUCCGCCGCCUGCAGUUUCUUCAUCAGGAUCCACGGCUGUGCCUCCUGUCAGGACCACAAGCUCCAGCACUCAGUUGGCUACAACUCCCUUCCAAGGCUCCAACAUCUCUUUCCCCACCUCAGCUCUUGAGAAGGACAGGAUUAAGUGCGAACCUCCCGAAAGGCUGAAUGAGAUGAUGCUCAUCCUGAACGUCACGAAAACCAACCUCUGUGCAGAGAGCCCUCCGGAUGACAAGCUGGUCACACUUCUGUGCCGAGCAGCAAAAGCCAACUUCAACCCAAGUCGAGAUCUGUGCCAUAUACAGUUGGUACCCGAUCUAGACACCCAGAAAGUGGCAAUCAAAGAGAUCACCAUCCAGACCAAGCUCCUUCCCAAGGACUUGUAUGAAUCGCUGAGAGACAAAUGGGACGACCUCAGGGAGCUGGGAGUCAGUAACAUGCAGCUGGGGAAUCAGGGGCCACCGGAAGAGACCGAGGACCGGUUCAGCAUGCCCCUCAUCAUCACCAUCGUCUGCAUGGCGUCCUUCCUGCUCCUCGUGGCAGCCCUCUAUGGCUGCUGCCACCAGCGCCUCUCUCAUAGGAAGGACCAGCAACGACUCACAGAGGAGCUGCAGACAGUAGAGAAUGGGUACCAUGACAAUCCAACACUGGAAGUGAUGGAGACCUCCGCAGAGAUGCAGGAGAAAAAGGUGGUCAACCUCAAUGGGGAGCUGGGGGACAGCUGGAUCGUCCCUCUGGACAACCUGAUGAAAGAUGACCUGGAUGAGGAGGAAGACACCCACCUCUAAUCAGGUCUGCUGGCCGCCGCCGACAACGCCACAGAGCUCCAGACCGAAACACCUCAAGUGCCAAUCGGACCAGGGAGGAAAGUCCUCCACAUUUGAGGAAAAGACUGGGGCGGGGGAUGAGCAGACUCAGAAGGGACCUGCCUCCCGAGCCCCACAGGGCCUUAAUUUUUCCCUUUUCAAGCUGAACAAAUCACACUCUGUCUAGAUUCCUCUUGUAAAAUAACCCACUAGUGCCUGAGCUCAGUGCUGCUGAGGGGGAGAGGAAGAGAAAUAAAAGAGCGAGCCAUCUAAGGGACUUUAGAGAUCAUCUAGUAGAAUCCCUUCAUUUCACAGAUGAGAUGACUGGGGCCUCAGGAGAGUAAGGUCAAGAUUGCACAGCUACUCGGUGACAGAGUCAGAGUGAACACAGAUUCCUUCUUCUGUCCAGUGCUCGUUCCCACCUUGCCACACUGCCCUGGUCACUUGCGCCCUCCCUGCAGAGCUGCCUCGGGCAGGGGGAAGCUGCCAGUCAGUGGACGGGAUAGAAGGGGGAGUAGGCCCAGGUCCAGUCUCAGUGAGAUGUGAUUACUUGAAAGUGUAGGGCCCAAGUUCAGUCUCCCACCCCAGCCUCGUCUGCCAGUGUUCCCGUCCCCUGUGCUCUUCCCCCUCCCUCCACUCAAGUUUUGUUCCCACUCUGUCUCAGGGCCCUGGAACUAACACAAGUCAUUCAUGACCUUGAAUCCCUUGUUCUGACUUCUGGUUUCUUAGCAUUUGCUUAGUGAGAUUAGGACGUAAUCCACACAAGGCCCCCAGUGGGAACGAGGUCGGUUUAGGGGUCAAUCUGCAAUGAACAGCGCAAGCCCUUCUUCCCAGGAUGGGUCUUGGCCCAUCACCCAAGGUGCUCCGGCAAGAGGCCCCCCCAAACAUUGCCUUGGCCCCCCUAUUUCCACCAGGGACUAAAAUCCACAGCAGCUACUGAAGGCAAACUGCUCCCGUUUUGUCAUGCACUACUCAUCCAAUGGGGGUGAGGCCCAAGCUAGGGAACCCCAUCCCUCCGAGAGUCAGCGUGCAUGAGCAGCCUCAGGACACACUUUCCCGGGGUGCCUGGAGGCGGGGAUGUGUCCCAAGAGAAUUGGUUGAAAGAGCUAGAAAGGAUGGGCUUUACUCUCUCUCUUAGGAAACUCAGGGACUUUUCAAGUUGCUGAGAGUUGUUAUUUUGAUGUAGUUGUUUGUUUGCUUGUCUUUUCAUCCAGCCCUCUCCUGCCAAAGGCCAAAGCUCAAACACUGGGGAUACUUUCAGUUAGGUAAUCUCACUGAAGAAAGGCCUGCAACGGGUGGUGUGUGUUUUAAGGUGCACACAGGGCAGCCUGGGGGACUGGCUGUCUGCCAUCUGCCUGUUCCCAGAGACCUUCCUGUUCUGCCACGGAACCAUGUCCUCUUCUCUGUAGUCCUAGUGGGGGCUGCCUGGUUGUCCUGCAGUUUUUGGUGGCAUCUCAGGGAAACAAAAUAGCACCUAUUUCUCAGUGGAGGGGUGUUGAGGGAGCUCAGCAGUUAGCAGCCAUGUGGAAGGCACGUGAGGACUGGGCAUGGUGAGGUUUCAUCUGAUUUUCUGAGAAGGGAGAAUCCUGGGUAGAAUUUUGGACUUUGCCCAAGGCCUCUUGUUCCUGGGCAUAAAUGCCCUGGAAUCACCGAGGAAGAUGGGCAGAACUGCUUAGGAGAAUGAAAAUGGUCAUUUCUGGGCAAAAAGCCCGAAGUCCAGUACCCACAGGCGGGCCCAGGCUGCAAUAGCUCUGAUGAAAUAGGCUCUCUGCUUU
Pteronotus mesoamericanus is the source of this 4244-nucleotide messenger RNA. It is a transcript of the gene PODXL, whose product is annotated as podocalyxin like. The record is from RefSeq and is a predicted model, not a curated record. Lineage: Eukaryota; Metazoa; Chordata; Mammalia; Chiroptera; Mormoopidae. Gene Ontology annotation, biological process: regulation of microvillus assembly; cell migration; negative regulation of cell-cell adhesion. Gene Ontology annotation, cellular component: microvillus membrane; apical plasma membrane. The transcript is spliced from 8 exons. The coding region runs from base 1 to 2451 and encodes 816 amino acids.